Messenger RNA from Polyodon spathula (Mississippi paddlefish), 3202 nucleotides. Its product is annotated as endosome/lysosome-associated apoptosis and autophagy regulator family member 2-like. The coding region runs from base 153 to 3194 and encodes 1013 amino acids. NCBI's taxonomy places the organism in Eukaryota, Metazoa, Chordata, Actinopteri, Acipenseriformes, Polyodontidae. The record is from RefSeq and is a predicted model, not a curated record. The transcript is spliced from 22 exons. Gene Ontology annotation, biological process: positive regulation of BMP signaling pathway.
GCCUGCUGUGUAGAAGGCAGAACUGCGCAGCAGGGGAGUGGAUGAAGGAAGGUGGAUGAAAUACAGAAUACAAUACAAUAGAAAUAAAAACGUUGAUAAAGACACAUUUCGUUAAUGUAUUCUUAAAAUAGCUAUUAUUUGUCCGUGGUGUAAUGGAACAGAAGCAAAAUAUGAAGAGGCACAGUUCUUUCCCAGCCUUUUAUUUAAUGCCUUUUUCCGCCGGGAUUUGCUGGGCACUGCUUAGCUCUCUGCUGCUCCAUUGGGUGAUUGUGGAAGCGAAGGACCUGCCUCAGUGCAAAGAGACAGAUUAUUAUUUUGAGUACACAGAGUGUGACAUCACAGGAUCUCGGUGGAGGGUUGCUAUACCCAUAAAUGAGGGGUCUUGUUCAGGAUUACCUGAUCCAGUCAAAGGCACAAAAUGCACAUUCUCUUGUGCAGUGGGUGAAUUCUUGGAAAUGUCCACCCAGCAGUGUACACCAUGUGCUGCUGGCACCUAUUCUCUGGGCAGUGGCAUCUUGUUUGAUGAGUGGGAUGACCUGCCACCUGGAUUCACCAAUCUGGCAACCUAUAUGGACAAUGGACCUGGGUCUGAAGAGACAGUCUCUUGUGACAACUCUACCUGGGUCCCCAAAGGAAAUUAUUUGGAGUCUAACCGAGAUGAUUGUACCGUGUCUUUAAUCUAUGCGGUACACCUGAAGAAACAAGGCUCCGUCUCAUUUUCAUAUCAGUAUGUGGACAGCAAUGUCCUAUUUGAGUUCUUUAUUCAAAAUGAUCAAUGUCAAGAACUGGACACAUCUGAUCAAAAAUGGAUAAAGCUUACAGACCACGGGGAAUGGGAAACACACACUGUAAACUUGAAGACCGGCACAAAUAUCCUUUACUGGCGGACUACAGGAAUCCUUCUUGGGUCUAAAAUAGUGAAGCCAGUCCUAUUGAAGAAUAUACACAUUGAAGGAGUUGCUUACACAUCGGAGUGUUUUCCAUGCAAACCCGGCACCUUCAGUAAAAUGCCUGGCUCGAAGUCUUGUGAGGUUUGUCCUCGGAACACCUUCUCUGGGAAAGGGGCGAGCUCAUGUACACAGUGUAUUGAUAAUCUAGUGUAUGCAGAAGAGGGAUCAGCAGGUUGCACAGAAAGACCAGUUUGUACAGUCAAAGAUUAUUUCCAGAUUCAUACACCUUGUGAUAAGGAUGGAAAGACCCAGAUCAUGUACAAGUGGAUAGAACCCAAGAUCUGCAGAGAGGAUGUACAGAAUGCAGUGAAGCUCCCUCCCUCUGGGGAGAAGAAAGCUUGCCCGCCGUGUAACCCUGGAUUCUUUAACAAUGACAUGGCCACCUGCACUCCCUGCCCACCUGGUACAUACUCGGAUGGAAUGACAGAAUGCAAGACCUGCCCUGCUGGAACAGAACCAGCUAUAGGUUACGAGUUCAAGUGGUGGAAUGUUUUGCCUGCUAACAUGAAGACUUCCUGUUUCAACGUUGGCAACACGAAGUGUGAUGGAAUGAGUGGCUGGGGAGUAGCAGGGGAUCACAUCCAUAGUGGAUCAGGUGGCUCUGACAACGACUACCUCAUUCUAAACCUUCAAGUCCCUGGUUUUAAACCUCCAACUUCACUGACAGCGGCUUCUGGCAAUGAAGUAGGUCGGGUUACCUUUGUUUUUGAGACCAUCUGUUCUGCAGACUGUGAACUCUAUUUCAUGAUGGAUGUGAACAGAAAGAGCACCAGUGUGGUGGAAUCAUGGGAAGGGACCAAAGAAAAACAGUCGUACACUCACAUUGUGACAAAAAAUUCUUCUGUGUCUUUCACCUGGGCGUUCCAGAGGACAAACCAGGCACAAGAGACGAGAAGGUUUGUUAAUGACAUUGUGAAGAUAUACUCCAUAACUGUAUCGAAUGUCCUGGAUGGAGUUGCCUCUUCCUGCACUGCCUGUGCCCUGGGACCCCAGCAGUCUGGAUCAUCCUGUGUGCCCUGCCCACCUGGCAACUACAUUGAUAAGGACAGCAACCAGUGUAAAGAGUGCCCAGCCAACACUUACCUCUCUGUACAUCAGCUUUCUGGCAAGGAGGCCUGUAUCCCCUGUGGGCCUGGAAGCAGAAGCAAUAAGGACCACUCAUUUUGCUUCAGUGACUGCAUCUUCAACCAUGCCAGUGAAAAUCAGACCUUGUCGUAUGAUUUUAGUCAGCUAAGCCCUGUGGGAUCAAUAAUGAAUGGACCAAGCUUCACAUCCAGAGGAACUAAAUAUUACCAUUUCUUCAACAUAAGCUUGUGUGGGGAUGAGGGAAAAAAGAAAGCUGUUUGUACAGACAAUGUAACCGAUAUGGCAGUAAAGGAUCUGCAGAACGAAUCAAAUGAGGAUACUAACUUUGUGGAAACCUUCAUCUGCCAAUCAACGAUCAUACCAUCAGAUGGGAGGGGAUUCAGGACUGCCUUAUCCUCUCAAUCCAUCAGCCUUGCUGAUAUAUUCAUAGGGGCCACCAUUGACACCGCCCUUGAUGGCAUCACUGCCAAACCUGAUCUGUUCCCUGACACAUCCAAAAAAUUACCAGAUGUCCAUUUCUUUUAUAGGUCUCCUCAAGCCACCUCCUCCUGUGACCCAGGCCGCACUUCUGUCAUAUCAUUGCGCUGUAACCCAGAGAAGAGUUACCCAGGAGAACUUACAGUACCAAGCAAAUGCCCAGCAGGAACCUGUGAUGGCUGUGCUUUCAACUUUAUGUGGGAAAGUGCAGAAGCCUGCCCCCUGUGUACAGAAAAGGACUACCAUGAAAUAGAGGGAGCAUGCAAAAACGGAAUCCAGGACACGUUGUAUGUGUGGAAUGAGCCAAAACUUUGCACUAAAGGUGUCAGCCUCCCUGAAAGAAAGAGCUCUGUUUGCGAGGCUGUCGAUUUCUGGUUAAAAGUGGGUGCAGGGAUUGGGGCAUUCACUGCGGUGCUACUGAUUUCCCUAACCUGUUACUUCUGGAAGAAGAACAAGAAGUUGGAAUACAAGUAUUCAAGACUCGUGAUGACUGCAAAUAAAGAAUGCGAGCUCCCUGCUGCAGACAGCUGUGCUAUAAUGGAAGGGGAGGAUAAUGAAGAAGAUGUGGUUUAUUCCACUAAGCCAUCCUUACUAGGAAAGCUGAAGUCAAUAGCCACAAAGGGAAAUGGAGACAUUUUUGAAUCUCUUCAGCUGAAGUCCUCUAGAUCCCACAAUAUAUGAAGACUUUU